CCAGCAGACACAGGGGGUCCCCAGGGCUGAGUUUGAGAAGCCCAGAUUUAUAUCUUAAGUCUGGGUUUGACUUCCUGUGAAUUGCAGCUUUAGUUGGAAUUGCUCACAGCCAUCUCCAGCUGGCACAGAUUCUUAUCUCGGCUCUGCUUCCAUUGGAACGAACCCUACACUGCUCACUCUCUCUGCCUCUCCUCAGCAGUACGCAGACCGGUCGCUCAUGAAGAAUGCGGUCAAGACGUCGGAGGAGUCGUGGAUUGAGCAGCAGAUGUUGGAGGACAAGAAGAGAGCCACGGACUGGAAGGCCACCAACAAGGCCAUCGAGGAGCAGGUGACCCGGGAGUCUUACCUGCAGUGGCUGAGGGACCACGAGAAGCAGGCCAGCCAGGGAGCCUUUGCCAGAGAGCAGCUGAUAUCCUCAAACAGCACAGAGUCCCUCAGAGGAAAGGACAGAAACAUCUUUAUUUCAUCAUCAUGA
Molecule: messenger RNA, 475 nt
Organism: Polyodon spathula (Mississippi paddlefish)
Lineage: Eukaryota; Metazoa; Chordata; Actinopteri; Acipenseriformes; Polyodontidae
Product: OTU domain-containing protein 5-A-like
Exons: 2
Coding region: 218-475 (85 amino acids)
Source: RefSeq, a predicted model, not a curated record